Arabis nemorensis is the source of this 246-nucleotide messenger RNA. NCBI's taxonomy places the organism in Eukaryota, Viridiplantae, Streptophyta, Magnoliopsida, Brassicales, Brassicaceae. The record is from the annotation of a GenBank genome assembly.
AUGGAGAAUAAUAAUAAUCAGUUUUGGCAGUUCAGCGACCAGUUAAGAGUCCAGAAUCUAGCGAAUCUGUCUCUGAACGACUCGAUCUGGAGCACAAACUCCGUCUACAAACGCAACGACGACCGUACAAACCUCGACAUCGCCAAAAACCCUAUCGAUCUGGUUCUGGUUCUCUUGUCAACAAGAACAAGAACAUCGAUUUGGGUGGCUUCGGGCCUGUUGGAUCAAAACCAACCCUCAAUUUGA